Gossypium raimondii (Peruvian cotton) is the source of this 1138-nucleotide messenger RNA. RefSeq names its product cold-regulated protein 27. Gene Ontology annotation, biological process: regulation of circadian rhythm; response to cold. The coding region runs from base 114 to 719 and encodes 201 amino acids. The record is from RefSeq and is a predicted model, not a curated record. The transcript is spliced from 5 exons. Lineage: Eukaryota; Viridiplantae; Streptophyta; Magnoliopsida; Malvales; Malvaceae.
UUCCAUUCCUUAUAUUCUCUCUCAAAUAUUUUCUCUUUUCCUUAAAGAAAAAGAAAAUUUUGUCAUUUUAUUCUAUAAUCUUCUCAACUCAGUGGAUCUUUUUAUUUUUUUGCAUGGAGGGUUUUAGAGGAAUUGAGUCUCGGAAGAGUUCAGAAGCUUCUGCCCCUGAGUUGACUCUUCAAAGUUCACCCGAGUUAGCUCACCAUGAACAAAAUCCAACCUUGGAUUCAAUGAUGACAGAAUCAACCUCUACUGAAUGGACGGAUGAGAAACAUAGUUUAUACCUUAAAUCCAUGGAAGCAUCAUUUGUUAACCAGUUAUAUGAUUCCAUGAGUUUCCUUGGCUGUAACUCGAAGGAGAAAUCGCCCGGAUCGAAAUCGUCAAGGAAAGCACGUUGUAUCUCUUCAGGCCAGUUUAAGGUCCUUCGAGGCGGUAGCUGGAAGAAGAUCAAUUUUGAAAGACCUGUAGUUCAACUGAAUAAAAGAUACUGUUCUCAUUCUUUCGUGGCAAGUCCUUGGAUCCAGCAUUUCAGAUCCGGGUCUAAGUCUCGUGUUUUAGCCUCCUGUAGUCUUCAAGAUAAUGCUUCAUCCAAAGAGGUGUCGGAUCAGAACUUUGUCGACGAGGAACAGGGUGAAAAGGCUAGAAAAGGAUGUUGCAGCCCAAAGAAGCUGAAAACCCGGGUAACCGAUGCUUCAUGCAAUGAUCAAGUUGUUCCAUAAGGUGAAACCCACGGAGCAUCCACCGGUAAGGCUCCGUUUCGAAGAAGGAAAUUUGUAAUCACCAUCCUAAUACCGACAGCAAACCCGACUCCAUAGAGUUCAUUUUUGGUGACAUAAGUUAAAAUUUGAAUGCUAAAUAUUUUUGUCGAUAAUGUAUGGGACGGUGCCGAGAAAGACGGAGAGAUAUGGGGGUAUAAUUAAUGUGACUUUUUGUUCUUGUAAAAAUAGUAAGUGCGUCAUUAGUAGUAGUUUCGGUGGAGGACGUUCGCCGCCGGUCUGCUGAUGUUCUUUCUGUUUUUGUAUAUAUAUUAUUCUCACUUUUUAUCUGAGUUAUGAACGUGGUGGUAUAAUAUAUAUACUGUUGUGGUAGUGUAAUAAUAUAUAUAUCUACCUUUGCGGGUUUUGAUUGGUACAGAUAA